Messenger RNA from Homarus americanus (American lobster), 2913 nucleotides. Its product is annotated as transient receptor potential channel pyrexia-like. The coding region runs from base 113 to 2791 and encodes 892 amino acids. Gene Ontology annotation, biological process: monoatomic ion transport; transmembrane transport. The record is from RefSeq and is a predicted model, not a curated record. Gene Ontology annotation, molecular function: monoatomic ion channel activity; protein binding. Gene Ontology annotation, cellular component: membrane. The transcript is spliced from 6 exons. Lineage: Eukaryota; Metazoa; Arthropoda; Malacostraca; Decapoda; Nephropidae.
GCACCAUCGCACCCUCAAAUCUUGCGUCCGUCCGGUAGUAACAAUUACUCAGUGGCGCUGCAGAAACGAGCGGGUAGGCCGGGAGUUCUCAUCUUAUUUCGUGGGCAUUGUCAUGGUGGCAGACGUUGAGAACCAGAAGACACAAUUUGUGACAGCAAUGGAGCUACAGUCACUUGGUAAUGACCAAGCAGCCCGUCAGACAACCUCAAUUCAGGUUUUAUUAGAUGCCAAUCCACCUAAAGAUGUUCUUGAUGCCCCAGAUCAUGAUGGAAGAACACCACUCUUGGUGGCAGUCUCUGAAGCACAGGCGGAAGUUGUUGAAAAGCUCCUCAAUGCUGGAGCUCAUAUUAACGCUCGUAAUAAUAAUGGUCAGACUGCGCUACACAUUUUGGCUUCUGCCAUAUCUGAAGGGGUUAGAAAUUUUAAAGAUGAAGAAAUCUUAGAUAAAAUAACAGACUUACUUUUAGAUAAAAAAUACAAAAUCGAUUUGGAACCUCAUGACCCUCUCGAAGACCUCACACCAUUAGGAAUAGCUGCAUCAAGGUUACCUCAAGGAGACGGGGCUCCUAGAAGAGGUGGUCUUAUCAAAUUUUGUAAAAAAAUGGUAAAUGCUGGUGCUUCUCUUCAGGAAACUGGAGGGGAUGGCACUAUUGAGGAAAUUCUACAAAGCAAAAGAGCCCUUCCUUCUAUCCUGGUGGGUGGUGAUCCCUGCCCUGCCCCAAAAAGACCUGCAGCAUCAGAAUUCCUUGAUAUGGUAUUAAAGAGAAGUGAUAUACAGAAUAUACGGGCAUUCUUGCAGAAGGAAUCUGCUGAAGAUGCUCGUGCUAUAGUCAGUGGUCGACUUGGUAAACAAACUCUACUUUUCUAUGCUGUUGACAGAAGCAAUAAUUCACUAGUUAAAACAUUAGUUGAUUUUGGUGCAAAUGCUUGGGCACCUGAAAUAACACAUGAACUGCCCAUUCAUCGUGCUGCUGACCUAGGGCACUUACCUAUAUUCAAUCGUAUCAUUGAUCAUAUGAAAGGGGAUAACGAUUCAGUAGAUCUCAGAGAAUAUAGUGUUAGUAUUGUCCAAAAACUGAUGGAGAACGGUAAAAAACAUAAAGUAACUUCUGACAUUAGUCACAUAGAUUGUUUACGAAGAUUAAUGCAAGACGAUGUUCUCUUAAGUGUCAACCAGGAAUGGAUGGGUAAGACUGUACUGCAUGUGGCUGCAUCUUUCAAAAAUCAGGAGGCCAUGAGUAAGUUUUUGUGUAAGGGGUCAUUCCUUGGUGCUCGCCAAAUAAUAGCAGGUAAGAGUAAGACCCAAGGUAAUAUCCUGGAUUCACUUCUUCCAGCAACCCUGGAACAAGCUAUGGAUGGCUGUAUUACACACCAGCCAGCAGAAGGUGAACGAGAAAAUGUCCUAGAUGAGGAUUACAUAUUGAAACUGAACUUUCAUUUUCUCUUACCUCCAGUCAAUGAUGAUAUAAAGAAAGAGGUAAAAAGUACUAAUGAAGUAGAAGCACUGAUGGACAUUAAAAGGAGUAAAAGGCACCGACAAACCAUAAAACAUCCACUCGUACAGUGUCUGUUGUAUGCAAAGUGGCGGAAGGCUCUACCUCUUUACCUUCUCAAUCUAGGACUUUACUUCUUCUUUGUCAUUAUGCUUACAGAAUAUGUUUAUUGUUUGAAAGAUUUGCGUGUACUUGAAGCUCAGGCAAAAACGGCUGGCAAUUCUGGAUCUUCCAAUACUACUCUGGAUCUGGAAGAACAGAUAUUAAGUCAACAAACAACAGUGCAUUGGUUCAUGGGAUUCCUUAUCCCAAUCACUAUAUACAUGAUUAUAAGGGAGGUGUUCCAAGUUUUCUACACCAGGGAAGUCUACCUUAAGAAUAUUGAGAACUACUUAGAAAUAUUUUUAGUUGUGGUUGUGGUCGUUCUGUGGUGCACAACACUUGGCGCCGACGUCACCCGCCACCUUGCUGCUUGGGCUAUAAUUGUUGCCUGGUACGAGUUUGUGCUUAUUCUUGGCCGAUAUUACCCCCUUGCCAUCUACAUUACAAUGGUUCGACAUACCUCCUGGAACUUCUUGAAGUUCAUCUUCUUGUAUGGUGCCCUCAUCCUAGCUUUCACUAUAAGCUUCAACAUCAUCCUACAGCCUACUACUGAUGGUCAGGAUUCAGACUUCAGUAAUUUCUGGUCAACACUUCCGAAGGUAAUAGUAAUGGCAACUGGGGAGUUUGAAUACUCAGACCAGAGUGAGCAGUUCUCUCGCAAGUUCCUGUUCUCCACGUCGACCUUACUUGUCUUCCUUCUCUUCCUCUUCCUGAUUUUUCUGGUCAUUAUGAAUGUUUUGAUUGGAUUGGCAGUCACAGACACACAGCAAGUGGUAGAUGAUGCCAAACUCUACUCCCUUACUUCCCGCCUGGAACUCGUCUACCUCACUGAAUCUUUGUUCCUUAGUUGUCCAGGCUUGAGGUCUUAUGUUGACAAAAUUCACUCAAAGUUAGGAUCCAAGUACUGGCCCAUUCUGUCAGGAUCCAAGAAAGGAUCCAUUCUUCAUGCAUAUAUCAAUAACCCCAAGAAAGAAGAAAGACUCAGAUCUGGGGAAGAGAUGCAAUUUUGUUGUACACUGGAUAAUGAUAUAGCUGACUGCCUCAGAAACUAUCGCCUGCAGUGUAUAGAAGAUCAGAAGAGUCGUGGUGAUCCUUUGAACCAGUUCCUCCCUAUCUUGCAAGAGUUACAAGAUAUUGUCAGGAAUCAUCCUCAACUUGUACAACAAGCUGCAUCUACUGUGCACCCUGGAAAUUAAGACAGUUUUAAAUGCUUAAACAAGGCUAUUGGUCAAAUAUAAUUUAAUGACAACAUCAAGUCUACUGGUGUUGGAAUGUCACAUCAUAAAAUAAAUAUUUCACUUGGUUCAGGAAAAAAUAA